Messenger RNA from Lepisosteus oculatus (spotted gar), 912 nucleotides. Lineage: Eukaryota; Metazoa; Chordata; Actinopteri; Semionotiformes; Lepisosteidae. The record is from RefSeq and is a predicted model, not a curated record.
GCACCACUGCGGAAGAUGAAUGGAAAGAGCCAUGAAACUGCCCUUGCGCUGUCUGCCCAGCAGCACCGGGUUCGAUAUUCAGACUCUGUGGAGGAGGGCACUUAUAUUUUUCCCCUCUCAGGUAUUGCUUUCAUGAUCGUGGACACACAGGAGUGCGCAGACAGCCCGGGAGUAUCGAGGCUUUUUGAGAAGAUUGGGAAGUUUAUACAGGUUCACCGAAACAGCUUCCUGCUCUUCUCGUCGUCAUUGCAUGCACAAAGGGAGCAGGAGAUCCUGUUCCGCAUUCAGCAGAGUUUCCUGGGCAGCAAACUUCGCAUUAUACCUGUGCACAACGUUGCAGAGAUGGUGAAGAGCAUGCUUACUAUCGCAAAGGCGACAAGUAAGCCUCACGUGGACAGUGUGCGGGAUCGGAUGGCAUUGGCACGGGCUCAGAUCAUCGAGAGGAGCCCUGUGUGGGACGUGCUCUCCAGGCUGCAGUUUGGGAAAGAAUGAAGCUCUCUAGGUGUUCCUCCUUACGGGCUGUGUUCCGUAACUGUGUGACGAAAAUGCCCGUUGUAAAAGACAUUCCCUCUGUAAAGCGGCACAGGUGGAUAUGCACCAAAUUCUUCAAAAAGAAUUGUGUUACUGCAGUAGGUUAAGACUAGUUUUAAUUUCUGAUUGUCACACAGCAAGAAAGGAUUUGCUUCUAGAAUUUAAACACAGGUUUUGUUAUAAAGACUAAAGCGUUUUACAUAAAAUAUAAUGCUGUAUGAAAUAUUUUUUUCAGAACUGUUUUGAAAAUUGUGACCUAAAGUCUGCUUAGAAGCAGCAUUUAAAAGCCAAGAUUCCCUUAAAAGUUAAUUUAACCAACAGUCUGUGAGAGUUGUUCUUUUAAUUUGCUUCUCUUUCAAUAAAGGACAACAGUAUGAAACA